Messenger RNA from Austrofundulus limnaeus, 2505 nucleotides. It is a transcript of the gene cdr2a, whose product is annotated as cerebellar degeneration-related protein 2a. Lineage: Eukaryota; Metazoa; Chordata; Actinopteri; Cyprinodontiformes; Rivulidae. The record is from RefSeq and is a predicted model, not a curated record. Bases 146 to 1528 code for a protein of 460 amino acids. The transcript has 7 exons.
CCGAGUUUUAAAGCCGCUCGCGCUCUGACAGGAUGUAGAUGUUUUACAGCCGGCGGUGGUUAACGGACGGAUCCAGGCAGCCGCAGCAACACUUACUGUGUUAAGUUUCUGUCUGGGAGGUUUGUUUUCGUCCCGUGGGGUGAAGAUGUUGACUGACAUGAUUUUGGAGGAAGAGUUUGAGAAGAAUAAGGAGCCUUGGUACAACCAGCGYGACCUCGAAGACGAUCUCCAUUUGGCAGCGGAGCUCGGGAAAAGUCUCCUUGAGAGGAACCAUGAGCUGGAGCAGGCCCUGCAGCAGAUGUACUCCACCAACCAGGACCAGCUGCAGGAGAUAGAGUACCUGAGCAAACAGGUGGAGCUACUGCGUCAGAUGAACGACCAGCACACCAAGGUGUACGAGCAGCUGGACGUGGCCGCCAGGGACCUGGAGCAAAGCAACCAGAGUCUGGUCCAGGACAGCCGUCUGGCCCAGCACAAGAUCCACAGUUUAACAGAGACCAUCGAUGGACUUCAGACCCACAUGGAGGAUCUGCAGACCCAGAUCGAGGAGCUGAAGUCUGCGCAGGCGGAGCGGAGCAAGAGGGAGCUGGCCGAGCAGCGGCGCAGCCUUGGAGCUCAGAGCGUGUCCUGCCUCAAAGAGCUGUACGACUUACAACGAGACAGGUAUCCGGCUCACGAUGGUGAACUCUGGUCGCCUCAGAGCUUCCUCUGCGACAGAGACAGACCUGUCGACCCGGAGCAGGAGAACCACGCUCUGCAGCGCUCCGUCCAAACYCUUCAGAAACAGAUAGCAGCAGAAAGGAACCGCCGGGAGGCUGCGGAGCGAGAGGUCGAGUUCACAUCCAGGGAAAACCAGAGUCUGGAGCAGCGGCUGACCCUGCUGGUGGGCUGCCGGCUUCGACAGAAGGAGCUGGAGGAGGAAGUGGAGCAGCUGCGAGUUCUGUGGCGCGCKGAGUGCGCCAACAGUGUUAGAAGACCUGACCGGCUGCUGUUGCCUGAAACCGUGUUUUUUGCCUCAGAGGAGAGGCAGAGCGAGGAGGAGGAGGAGGAGGCGCCUGAAAAGAAUGAAGAGCGCAGCACACGUAGCCAGCAGAGGCGCAACAGCGACAGCGUUUUAAAAGCAACGAUCGCCGAUGAAAUUCGCCGUGGUCACGAGCAGCUGUGCAUCAGACGAGCGGAUGCUGUGAAACAAAGAGGCAUCUCUCUGCUCAACGAGGUGGACGCGCAGUACAACGCACUGCAGGUAAAGUAUGAUGAGCUGCUGKGGAGAUGUCAGCAGGACACAGAUGAUCUCAGCCAUAAAGCCGUCCAGACCUCCAGCGGUUCUUCUACCAACGCCUGGGUGCGCCGCCGCCUCUCUAACUCGGCUGCGUUGUCUGAUCUGAUGGUGGUUCCUGAAAACGGCCAGCAGCCUGAGUACAAGCUGCUCUUCAAGGAAAUCUUCACCUGCAUCCACAAGACUAAAGAGGACCUGAGUGAGAACAGGCAUCCUGCCAGUAACAGUGAUUUCUGCACAUCUGCCAAAUGAACAUGAUCCAGUCUUUCAGAACUUGUUUUGUCUGGUAAAGUUUAGGUCAGAAGGCUGCUUUGCUGUAAAACAUUUCAAAUGUGCAAGUCUUAGAAAUGCUGUUUACUUUUGUUCAUUUGUACACAGAUCAUUUGAUUCCAUCCUGGUAUAUGUAACAGCAGCAUUUAAUAUAGCCAUCGUAAAUAAGAAGUACUUUUUAGAUAUUUAAACUAAUGUGGAUAAGAUGUACAGUGCUGCUCAUCCUUCACUUCCAAGGAGCCAGACUUUCUGAGAUGCAUCAUCCUUGAGUUGAUUCARGAUUUAGUCAAAACAAUAUUUUAUAUCUGCAUCUCUUUAGUAUUUGUUACAUAUUCAGUUAAAGAUAUUUGAACAUGUGUCACUGUGYCAAAAUACAAAAUUAAAUUUGUGUUUUUGCUGAAAGUUGUUGGAACUGAAACAGAUUUUUUUAAAGAUUAAAAUAAUCAAAACAAUAGCAAUAUUGCAAAAAUCAGCAGCUGAAAUUGAAUUCUGGCAAAAAAAAAUUGUACCUAUAAACUGUAGCUCAAAGCUAKAAUUAGAAACACGGUGGCUAAAAUCCAAAAAAGAAACAAUGAUCCUAAAGUACAUUUUUAAAAAGUGGUUUCAAAAAUUAGAUUUUAAUGAGAACAAGUAUAAUUAUAGUGAAAUAUUUCAAAAGGUACAAAAAAUGACAAAAAAUGACAAAAACAAAAUAUUUUAGCCACAAUGUCUUGUCUGAGCUGAAUAUUUUGGCAUAUGAAAGGAUAAAAUAGCUGAAGCAUGUUGAAGUAGUUGGUUCAAAAACUCACUGCUGACUCAGCAUUUAUGCAGUGACAGAGAAGAACGACUGCUUGGCAUCUUAGACAUGAAAUUACUCUAAACCUCUGCACAGUAUUGUACAUUUUAACCAUAAGUAUUGUGUACCUACAGUGUUUCUACAAUGUUAUUUUGUUUGGUUUUUUUUUUUUUUUUUUUUUUUU